GUGCGCAUCUUUCGUGGUGGUGGUUGUGGGGUAUAUCUCGUUCUCCUCACUUCUGCACAUGGUGUUCUAUCGCCACAUGGAAGACCAUCGCCGCUCCAUCCACCACACGACAUUGGUUUCGUUCAAUUUGUUGCUGGCGGCGACGUAUGCCAUGGCGGCAGCAGAAUUGCAUGUACGUGGUCGAAGUGCGAUGGUAUUUGACGCGGAGUGGCCGUCUUGGAAGACCAUCGCUGUCCAGGUGGCGCUAGCCAUCCUGGGAGCGAACUGCGUCGAGUACUACUGGCAUCGUCUGCUGCACACGCGGUUCCUCUACACACGGGUGCACAAAGUGCACCACUACUACAAGCGCCCUCGGCCCUUUGACGACAUGUACAUGCAUCCUGUUGAAGGCGCCGCGUAUUUCUUCAUCCUCUAUGGCCCUCCCUUCGUCAUGUCCAUGCACGUCGUUUCCUUCGUCAUCUACAUGAUGGUCAUGGGUCUGUUUGGGGUGAUGGAUCACUCUGGUCUAUCGUUUCGCAUCCCACUGGUGUACACCUCUAACGACCAUGCGACGCACCACGCCAAAGUACAUUUCAACCUCGGGUUCCCGCUUCCGUAUUGGGACAUCCUCCACGGCACUCACGAUGGCGACUUCGCCGCACUCUCAAGCCAGCAAGUGUGAAGGUGCUUGAAUAUCCCGUUUCGUUCGUCUUGAUCUUGCGAGUAUCGUUGGAGGUGUGGUGGCGGCGUUCGUCGCCAUCUUUUUAAUCCUCCUUAGACGGCAGAAGUCGUUGAGAGCCGCCGCCAAGUCGCUCCAGCACUCGGGUGGGGUACUCCAAAAAGAUGCGAUUAUUUUUUUUCGACGGUUGAGCGGCGGACUCCACUUCACACGGCCAACGACUGCUUAAUUUUGGUGGAGUCUUGCCGGUUCGACCUGGGUGACACAUCAUGCAACAGACGUUGACAGAUUAUUUCAUGAACGCAAUGAUGUCGAA
This is a messenger RNA of Aphanomyces invadans, 974 nucleotides long. RefSeq lists its product as hypothetical. Gene Ontology annotation, biological process: sterol biosynthetic process. Gene Ontology annotation, molecular function: iron ion binding; C-4 methylsterol oxidase activity. The transcript has a single exon. Bases 59 to 661 code for a protein of 200 amino acids. Lineage: Eukaryota; Oomycota; Saprolegniomycetes; Saprolegniales; Verrucalvaceae. The record is from RefSeq and is a predicted model, not a curated record.